Molecule: messenger RNA, 1656 nt
Organism: Aspergillus nomiae NRRL 13137
Lineage: Eukaryota; Fungi; Ascomycota; Eurotiomycetes; Eurotiales; Aspergillaceae
Product: fungal specific transcription factor domain-containing protein
Exons: 8
Coding region: 1-1656 (551 amino acids)
Biological process (GO): DNA-templated transcription
Molecular function (GO): DNA binding; zinc ion binding
Source: RefSeq, a predicted model, not a curated record
AUGCUCGGGACGCCACCCCUGAAGCAAGAAAGGCAGGUCUCGACACGUGCCAGCUCAGAGGAUGUCUCAAUUCCGGCGCCCAACACCGACUUGUCGCCCGGGCAUGGGGGUAUGCAUGUAUCCGGCGCGAAUGCGACCGAUGGAGAAGCUAUCACGAACCCCCUGGUGUCUGCCACUUCGUUCUAUCUUCAAGACACCCCUGGGCGAUACCGCUUUUGUGGGCCAUCAUCUACCUGGUCGUUCUCUCAACGUGUCUUUCUUUUACUAAAAACAGCGCUGCCCGAAUUUCCUGCCCCUGAACUGCCAUUUCACGUUGAUGGGACUACGUGGGAGUUAAACUGGGCACGAACAAGUUUAGAUAGUGAUCAGUUACUGGAAGGACUCCCAUCCCUCCAUGAUGCCCUAUAUCUUUUGGAGGUGGCCAAGUUCCAUUCCUACCAGAUGCUUUUUCUAUUUGACGAAGAGAAGUUCCUACCGCACCUACAUGAAUUUUACCAAAAAGGCCUCGAGAAAGCGAGGAGCUCGCCUCUUUGGUUCAUUCAAUAUCUACUAAUUAUUGCCCUUGCAAAACGCACCACUACUAAGUCAAGGAGUUCCAGCUCGCCACCAGGAUUUGUAUUCUUCGAGCGUGCCAUGUCUCUUAUGCCAGAUUGGGUUGGAUUGCACCGACGUCGUCCCAACCUGGGGAUGCAAAUCUUAUACUUGGCCGGGUUGUAUCUAGUAUCGGUGGAUAUGAAAGACGCCGCGUAUGCUUAUGUCGGCCAAUCAUUCCGGACUUGUAUCAUCGAGGGACUCCAGAAAGAGCCACCCAUCGAUCUCUUCGGCGUGAAGUUCGCAAACGAAGGUAGGAAUAUAUGGUGGACCACAUAUAUACUAGAUCGUCAGCUUUCAGUCAUGGUGGGCGCACCGUGCUCGAUUCAAGACAGCGAGAUCACCUGCUCCUUGCCUUCAUCUUAUGAUGCUUCGGAACGUGGGACGCUAUUGACAGUCCAUGUCAAGCUUUCUCGGAUUAUGGGGGAUAUUAUAGAAUCCGUUUACACAGCGGAUAGUAAACAACGGCGAUCAUUCAUCGCCACAGUUCAGUCGGUAUUAAGAGAUAUUGCAGAUAUUCUGCGGGAGAUCGAGACCGUCUCUGCCAGGACUGCGCAUCCCACCCUCCGCACAGUUUCUACUACGACCAACCACCUGUUUCUGUUGUACCACCAGUCUUCACUUGAAUCCUUCAUCCCAUUCAACCAAGACAACGCCUUCUUCUCUGCGUUUAUCGUCGUUCUCGCUUUUUUCAUCGAGCCGUCAUUAGUACCCGAUGUGGAAAAUUACAUCUCGACGGCCUCAUGGCUGCUGAAUGCCCAGAUUGCGAACGGAGACCUGGCAGCUAAACAACGGAGCAAAGAACUUGACCUCCUGCAGCGGAUGACACUAGAGAUUGUGCGCGUAGAGCAACAACAGCUCGGAGCCCACGAAGAUAUCGUAUCGCGUAAUGACCUAGAACAACGUCCCUCAACCCCAGACAACUUUGCUAGUUGGGCUGUUGACGUUGAGAACAUCGACAUAAACCAUACGCAGAUACUAGACCUGGCUGACCAAUUGGACGUCCUUCAAGAGAGUGUGUGGGGUACCAAUUUUGAAUUUGAGUAUAGCAAUAUGUGGAAUUAG